This is a messenger RNA of Pollicipes pollicipes, 906 nucleotides long. RefSeq names its product gastrula zinc finger protein XlCGF7.1. Gene Ontology annotation, biological process: regulation of DNA-templated transcription. The transcript is spliced from 6 exons. Gene Ontology annotation, molecular function: RNA polymerase II cis-regulatory region sequence-specific DNA binding; DNA-binding transcription factor activity, RNA polymerase II-specific. Bases 1 to 906 code for a protein of 301 amino acids. The record is from RefSeq and is a predicted model, not a curated record. Lineage: Eukaryota; Metazoa; Arthropoda; Thecostraca; Pollicipedomorpha; Pollicipedidae.
AUGUCGUCCGAGUUUCAUUGGCCGGAUGCGGCGACCGCCGAGGCGGGGGACGAGGAUGUCGACCAGCCGGACGUGCUGCUGCUCACGCUGCUGGAGACGGAGCUGUCGGGCGCGGGUGGCGAGCACAUCACGCUGCAUGCGCCGACGGCGGACGCGAACGGCGGCGAGACGGCACUCUCCUGCGCCGACUGCGGCCGAGAGUUUGAGAACCACGUAUCGCUGACGAGCCACCGCACGCACGAGCACAGCGGCGCGCCGCCGCACUCCUGUCCGCUCUGCCCCAAGACGUUCCAGCGGCGCACCGAUCUCAAGAACCACAUGAACCUGCACCUGGGCAUCAAGAAGAGCGUGUGUGACGUGUGCGGCAGGCAGUUCUCGCACAUGUCCAACCUGUAUCGGCACCGCCGGAUCCAUACCGGGGAACGGCCGUAUGUCUGCUCCAUCUGUGGCAAACGCUUCAGCCAGGUUAACGCUCUUAACGCGCACAAGAGCACUCACGAGACCAGGACAGCGAACGAUUUCAAGUGCCCCAGCUGCCCCAAGAAGUUCCGCAACCGUCCCCGCCUGGCCUGCCACGUCCGACUGAUGCAUCAAACAGCUGAGCAGCCGGGCCGGCGGCGCCACGUGCGGCGCCACUUCCACUGCGGCGUGUGUGGCGCGCGCUUCCCGUCGCGCGGACAGCUGCUGCGCCACCAGGCGUCGCACUCAGCCGACAGCCUGCGCUGCGGCGUCUGCCAGGCGGCGUUCGGCUCGGCCGAGGAGGAGGAGCCGCCCGGCCUGCUCGUGGCCUCGCGCGCCGACCACGACGCCGAGGUGGGCCGGCUUAUGGACGAGAUGGGCACGGUGCACACGGUCGGCACGCAGUACGACGUGACCGAGAUUCUCUGCCUGCCGACGGUGCCGUGA